Messenger RNA from Argiope bruennichi, 2552 nucleotides. It is a transcript of the gene Rabex-5, whose product is annotated as rab5 GDP/GTP exchange factor-like. Gene Ontology annotation, biological process: vesicle-mediated transport. Gene Ontology annotation, molecular function: DNA binding; small GTPase binding; guanyl-nucleotide exchange factor activity. The record is from RefSeq and is a predicted model, not a curated record. NCBI's taxonomy places the organism in Eukaryota, Metazoa, Arthropoda, Arachnida, Araneae, Araneidae. Bases 225 to 2246 code for a protein of 673 amino acids. The transcript has 8 exons. Gene Ontology annotation, cellular component: endocytic vesicle; cytosol.
AUUUAACAUAAGAUUUAACAAAUUACAUUUUUGUCAUUCUAAUAAUAUAAUUAAUUUCUCUGCUUGGUGAAAAAUAUUUUUAUUGAUAGAUAGUUUUAAUGAUCAUGAGAAAUACUAAAUGACAAGUUCAUGGCAAAUAUUCUUGCUGCUUUGUAUUUUAAAAACAGCUUUAAAAAAAGAAACCUUUGUCUUUCUGAAUAUACCAUCGAAGAUUCUGUCUGCUGAUGCCUAAUAUCAGGAUGCUGGUGUUGAAGUUGUUUUCCAUGUCUAACAUGAAUCCCAGCAAACCUAUUACUAAUUUGAGGGAGCCUGCACUGAUGUGCAAAAAUGGAUGUGGCUUUUUUGGGAAUCCUGAAUGGCUUGGUUAUUGUUCAAUAUGUCAUCGUGAAAUGAACCAGAAAGUAAAACCUGAACGAUCUUCCAAAGUUUCAUCUAAAAAAGUGCAGAGAAGCUACAGUGAUGUUCAAGACAGUUCAAUAAGUUUAGGAUUUUCAAAAUUUGAAGAAAAGAAGAAGCAACAGUCUGAAAAAAGAUCUAAAACUAUUAAAAGUAUCAUAAAAAGAGGGCAUACUGCUAAAGAAAGCACAAGUCAGUCUCCAUCCAGGGAUCUGUAUCUAAUUAGUGAAGAUUUACUACAAAAUAAAGAUGUAAAGGAAUCAGUUGCAAAAGAUAUAUCCAAACAAAUCCACAAGACUCUUGAAAUAAUGACCAAGUAUUAUGAUAAAUCAAUUGAUGAACAAUCUGAAGUUGUUCAAGAAUUCUAUAAUUUUAUGUUCAAUCGAUGUGAAACACAUCCAGCAUAUCAAGAUAUGAGUUCAGAGCAAAUUGACCAGUUGAUGGAUAAAAUUGAAGAAGUAUUAAUGAGUCAUUUACAAAAGAAUGUGUCACAUCAAAUUUCCUCUGAAUAUGAAGAAAAAGAUCUUGCCUUGCAAAAACGCAUCAGAAGUCUUCAUUUCAUAACUUCUCAGCAUUUAGGUUUAAAUAUUACAGAAAGUAGUCCUGAGGUUCGGGAUCUUAUUGACAAAGCAAUUGCAGAUAUUAUUCAGUUGGACUCUAAGGUAGCACCCCAGCAAAAAAUCAAAUGUAUUGUUAGCUGUAGUGAAAGUAUUUUUAAUAUCAUUAAGUUGUGUCAAGGAGUUACUGCUAGUGCUGAUGAGUUUUUGCCAGCUCUUGUUUACAUUGUUUUAAAGGCGAAUCCACCUCUUUUACAGUCUAAUAUAAAGUAUAUUACAAGCUUUAGUAUUCCAACAAGGCUUCGAAGUGGUGAAGGAGCAUACUAUUUUACUAAUUUGUGUUGUGCUGUUGCAUUUAUUGAAGACCUAACUGGUGAGUCACUGAAUAUGAAUGAAGAUGAAUUUCAGCGCUAUUUAUCUGGAGAAGUUCCUUUGACUCACUCAGAUCAAAAUGCUUCAGCUUGUGAAGGGCUGCGUGUUAUGACACAAAAUUUGAUCACUCUGAAUGAAAUGCAAGAAAAGAAUACUCAGGUUUUAAGUGACAUGUUUAGUCUACGGGAAGACAUGAUCAAAUUUCAGGAAACCUUACUGAAAUGCAAACCUGUGUCUCCAUUAAUUAUUAAUCCUACUCCAUAUACUGUUCCUAGAAAUACAGAUAUGAGCCUCAUUCCUGAAGUACUUCGAAGCCGUGUUGUUUUUGGUCCCACCGAAGACAUUCUUGUUGACAUAGAAUUUAAAAAUGGCGAUUCAGAAUCCUUGAAUAAAGAAAGAUCCGAAUGCUUAAUGAGUUCUUCCGUUAAUAUGCAAGCAGAUCAAACACAAUCAGAUACUAAAGAUGAUUUAAUGUCUGAUUUAUGCAGUAUUCCAAAUAGCAAUGAGUGUAAUUCAGAUGCUAAAAGUAAUACAAGUACUUUUUCUCCGUUGCAAAAUCUUCAAGUCCUACUGCCUUCUCAAAAGCAUCAAGGUGAUGAAAGUAACAGUUCAUCGGCUGAAAUUUCCACUUCCCAUCAUAAUCCUUAUCCUUUACCUAUUCAUAAUUUUAGUCAGCCUGUUGUAAAUAUUCAAGACUUGCAAUAUCCUACCGAUUUGAUUCCUGAAAUGAAAGAGGAGGAUGAAUCUUCAGAAUUUGGGCCCUUUGAAGGUUGUGAUUUGACAGAGACAAAUACCAAUCAGCUGAUUGAUCCAUUAUUACCUGAAGCUGGUUUCAUGGAAGAAAGCUUGAAUCUACCCCCUCCAUUACAACCUGUUGUAGUUCAGAGUGUAAAUACUGAUAUAGGUAAUAAUAAAAAAUGACUGUAAUUACAAUUGUAUAACUUUUAAAAAAUUUGAAUUUUAUGUUAAAUUUGGAAGUCAUUAUUUUUAGUGAUAAUAUUUAUUUCAUUGUUCCUGUUUAUAAAAUUUCACAUACAUGUAGUUUGUACAAAACACUGGGAAAUUAGUUUACUUGUUUUCUGUGAUUUUAGAUUCCAUAUAAUUCUUGUUUAGUAUGUAUAAUAUAUAAUUGGAAUUUACGGUAGCAGUUUAUUUGUUUUGAAAAAAGAAUCUAUAAUAAAUUGUUUGAUUAUUUAUUUUUGUUUUAGUAAAAAAUAGUUAGUUUUA